ACCAACUCCAUCAGGCAACGAGCAACGGCAUGCGCUGAAAGGAGUUAGUAAAGUGCAGCUAUACGACAACCAACAAGCCAUCGCCCGAAAACCAAGAGAAAUAACGGUGUUAAAUCCAACGGUGAACGUACGGUAAGUUGAAACUUUUUCCUGUUUUGCCUCAAGCCAGCCUCCUUCCCCUCUGGAGCCGGCACAUAAACGAGUACGAUUAUAAACGAAUAAAAUCGCAAGUGCCGCAAAAGCGAUGGAUAUUCUACAUCUAAGUGGGGAUUUGUUCAUCAUCAAGCCUUGAGCCAUGACAGUGAACUAAAACAUACACAGUGCGGAGUUAAAUUUAAAAGUACCCGUGGAGAAGAUAUCCAAGUGCCCCCCAAAAACCCGAGCCCCCGAAGUACUCACAGCUCGAGUAUACCAGUUGCUCCUACCGGAAGAAAUCGACUCUGCCCCCACGGACACUCUUGGAUUUCGGCCGAUUUGGGCAUUUGUUUUGGAUACGACGGUAAAUAGGAUUGGUGAUUGAUCUUAAUUGUUGGUGGUCAAGAUGCGCGAAUACAAGAUUGUCGUUCUGGGCUCGGGAGGUGUAGGAAAAUCCGCGCUUACCGUCCAAUUUGUGCAAGAGAUUUUCGUUGAAAAAUAUGAUCCGACCAUUGAGGAUAGCUAUAGGAAACAAGUUGAAGUUGACGGUCAACAGUGUAUGUUAGAAAUUUUAGAUACUGCCGGAACGGAACAAUUUACGGCAAUGAGAGAUUUGUAUAUGAAAAAUGGUCAGGGAUUCGUCCUGGUUUAUUCAAUCACUGCACAAUCAACAUUCAAUGAUUUACAAGACUUACGAGAGCAGAUAUUACGAGUGAAGGAUACAGAUGACGUGCCCAUGGUGUUGGUUGGAAAUAAGUGCGAUUUAGAAGAGGAAAGGGUAGUGGGCAAAGAUCAGGGAGUAAAUUUGUCGCGCCAGUUCAACUGUGCCUUCAUGGAGACAUCAGCCAAAGCAAAAAUUAACGUAAAGGAUAUAUUCUAUGAUUUAGUGCGGCAAAUCAAUAAAAAAUCACCAGAGAAGAAGCAAAAACAGAAGAAGAAAUCAAUCUGUGCGCUCCUAUAAGAAAAGGUAUAAAAGAACCAAAAUGAUCAAUAUCGUUUAUUAGACUAUCUUUAUUAUAAAUAUAUACAUAUAUAUAUAUUUCUAUAAAUAUAUGUGUGUAUAUUCAUCUAAUAUGUAUAUUAGGACAAAGUGAGUAAGACGUGAAGGCAAGUGCGGAUAUGGGAGCAUCGCCCCCCACUCACCGUCUCGGGCACGGCGCGCGUCGCUAUUUUAUUUAAAACUAUUUCAUCAAUAUUUGUAUUUGUAAUCUAACCGUAACAAUAUAUGUGAGUUAAAAAUUUUUCGAAAAAAAUAAAAUCAAAGUUAUUGCAUUUUUAGAAAUAUCGUCAAUAACUAAAUAGUAAUUAACUCUAUCGCUCUACGUUAGUGAGAAAACAAAAACAUAACAAAAAAAAUAAUAAAUAAAUAACGCGGAGAGAUGAUAAUAGAAUUUCAUAUAAAUCUACUGCCAAUGAAAAAGUGGUGUGUCAAAACGCGUAGGUAGUUUUUAGUUAUUUUUUGUCAUAUUUCUUUACUUAUUACAAUUUUUCUUUUCUUUUUAUUAUCAAUUUUUUUUUAAAUAAAUUUGUUUCGGAUCUAAAGACUAUCCAAAACGGACAAUAUAUUUAAUAAUUUUUUUUCGACCGGGAGUGUGUUUUUUCCCUUUCGUUGUUUUAAUUCCCGUAGCGAGUAAGCGUUGUAGGGUGUAGCACCAGUGCAUAUCUAAGAAAAAAACUAAUAAAAACAUUUAAAAAAAACAAAUAAAUCGUUUUCCAAAAAUAACUUUUUUAAAUUUUAAAGAUGUUCGUUUUCACCUUAAUAUUAUCGAGUAAGCAUUACACCGAGUCCGUUUUGAUCCCGAUUAAUUAAUAAUUGUGCUAUCAAGUAACUUGUAUACCAAAUAUAUGUAGGGUUAAAAAUUCAUUUAUCUCGUAUAGAUUCUUCGACAAUGUGCUUACUCCACAAUAGUAAAAGGUCGAGCAAAGAUCAAUAUUUAUAAAUAAAAACUCACUGUUCAUUUCGAAACAGUUACCAGGUCCAAAAAGAUGCAAAAAAUAAGACAUAAACGAAGUUAAAACAAGCUCGAAUAUAUAGGUACUUGUGAUAUAAUUAAAGAUAAAAAAAAUGACACUACGAGCACUCGAUUUGUGUCCCAUUUGCCAAAUUUCAUCUACUUAAGUAAGAAAAAAUGUAUUGGUAAUUUUUAAUAACAAAAAAAUAAACAAAUAAGUUGUUAAAAAUUAUUAAAAAUCAUUAAAGUGUUAUAGUUACGUAAAUUUUAGGAUUAAAAAGUCAUUUCAUACAAUCAACUUAGCGGUAAGUCUUAAAAUUAAAUUAAAUAAUAUAAGGUAUGUUCUAGCAACUUUAGAAAAGGUUGGAAUUACUUUAAAUUUCCAACUGUUUACAAACACUGCUAAAACAAACCUAUUAAAAAAUAGAAUAAAAAAGACUAAUUCUUUAACUUAAUUUUUGUGUACCGCCCUAGAAGCAAUAACGUAUGCCUUUCGCGUUGAGUUGACUCUUACAGACUCGUUUUGGGACCAUAGUUUCGAUUUCGUUUUCCGGAAUCCCCCGUAAAGGUGCUUCCAUCGUAGGCGUUCCGUUUAACAAUUAAAUAAAACGAAAUAGUAAAGAAAUAAAAAUAGUCGUCUUAAAAAAAUAACGAUGAAUUACGUGAUAUAUAAACGUUAUAGACUUAUGUGUGUUUUUAUAAUAUGUAUGUUUCAUUAAGUAGCUGUUAACGGGGGAAAUGAACAGUGAGUUGCGUCGAGUUUGGAUUAGUGUGCGUUAAAAAAAAGAAAAUAAAAAGACUUUUGUGAUAAGGGGACACCGAGCUUUUUUUCGUGUACGUGGGUAUAGCCGCUCUAUUCUUCGCACCUGCCUAUUGCACAAGUGAAGUCGCGGAUUCAAAUUGAAGUUAAAAAAAAUAAAAAAUAUAUAUAUAAAAAUCGAAAAAACAAGUUGAAGCAUUGAGAUAUAUCCAGACGCAGACUUUUGUCACACAUACCGCUCGCCAAAAAAAAGAAAAAAAAGAUAAAGAAAAAAAAUCUUUUCGAAAUUCCGUUAUACAUAGUUAAUAUAUACAUAUAUAUAUACAUCUAUAUAUAUAUAAUAUAUUUUUCACAGGAUACUUUUUCUAGAUUCGAAUCACAAAUAUAUGUAUCGGUUGAAAGAAUCAUUUUUUCCAUUGAGAUCAAUUUGACGAAAAAUUGUAUAAAUCGAUCUUGUUGUUUUUUAAUAUAAAUGUAUGUUAAUGUAUUCUAAUGAGAUAAAUAUAAAUGAGAAACUGAAAUAUUU
Molecule: messenger RNA, 3373 nt
Organism: Onthophagus taurus
Lineage: Eukaryota; Metazoa; Arthropoda; Insecta; Coleoptera; Scarabaeidae
Source: RefSeq, a predicted model, not a curated record